AUGAUAUCCAGGGACUAUGGUAAACGUUUUGCUCAAGCGGGUCCCGGGGCGCGGCCCUCCGGCCCCCGGGCGCCCCUCCGCCCUCCCCGAAGGGCGCAGGGGUCGAGCGCCCCGUCGCUCCACUGCUCGCGGCGCCGCGACGCCGCCGGGUUGGAAGGUGCGCGGAGGGGCGGUUACCGGACGCGCCCACGCCACCCGCGACCCUCGGCCUCCGAGGCUCCCCGCACCGCCACCCUCCCUCACCCCGCAGUGAGGGGCCGGCCAGGGAGUUACCCGCCGAGGCCCGGGCGCGGGGACCGCCGAGGCGCGCCGGGCUCCGCCGCUCUCUGCAGGCGGCUGCAGCCUCUCCGCGGCGCCGGCAGCAUCGAGCCGCCGAAGCCCGCGGCCGGCGGAAACCGGAGGAAGGUGGCGCGGGUCGGGGGCGGCGCGGGCACGAAUCCGUGUCCCUGGACCUGGAGGGCGAGCAGGGGAGGGCGCAGCGCCGCCCCGAGUCCAGGCGCCCGCGGGCCCGUGCGCUGCCCGCCACGCCCGCGCCCGGAUCCCCGGCGACUGCGCCGAGCGCCUCCCCAGCCGCGGGAAGCUCCUCCUGCUCGGUGGCGGGUGCCAGAUGCGCGGGGGGCCGCGGCCGCCCCCAAGGUCGCCGAGGAAGGUGCAAUGCGGCGGGAGACUGGGGCUUCCGUCCCCGGGGCGGCGAGGCAGGAGCGCAGGCGAGCCCCUACCUUUCGGGCUGGGCGGACAGGAGCCGCGCGCCCUUACCGGGCGUCCCGGACAGGAAAAUCACCGCGAAGGGAGGGCCGGGGAAGCGGCGGGUGGCUUCAGGACAAGAUGAGGAAUGAGACACAGUUGUCCUCAGUGAGAUGGGAGAGGAUGACCUUUGGAGAAGCUGUCCUUUAGCUCUUCAAAAGAAAAAUGAGGAAAGUGAGCACACUGUCUCUCUCCGCCUUCCAGCUGUCUGAACAUGUCUAGAGACACAGCAUCCAUCCUGAAAUGGUAGAAGACUCAUGUGAGGACAAAGCCAACCUAGAAGGAAGUCACAGCAAGAAGACAGAAAGGGUCUGAAUCCUUCAUCAUGUGGAUGAGCUGCUAAAUUAUCCAACCCUGGAUUCAUCAUAAAGUAUGUCAUUUAUUAUAUCAAAGUGUAAUAUAUUCAAAUAUACUCAAUAUUGAAAUCAGUCACAUUUUUCCUUUAUAGCCCCAAAAGCAUCCUACAUAUACAA
Molecule: messenger RNA, 1217 nt
Organism: Manis javanica (Malayan pangolin)
Lineage: Eukaryota; Metazoa; Chordata; Mammalia; Pholidota; Manidae
Source: RefSeq, a predicted model, not a curated record